AAUUUCACUACCAAAUAUUGAACAAUGGAUUUGAAAAAAACAACCCUCAUCCUUGGCCUUUUGGCUAUGGUUCUUAUGAUUUCCUUUGAGGUCUCAGCUAGGGACUUAACAGAGAUUUCCUCUAAUACCGAAAAGGAUGUUGCUGAAAAGAAAAAUGAAGUAACUGAUGCCAAUUAUGAUGGAUUUAAUGGUGGUGGUAAUUACGGCAAUGGUGGUGGUUACCCUAGUAACGGCGGUGGUAACUACGGUCACGGUGGUGGUAAUUACGGCAAUGGCGGUGGUAAUUACGGUCACGGUGGUAAUGGUGGCGGUAAUUACGGCAAUGGUGGUGGUAAUUAUGGUCAUGGUGGUGGUAAUUAUGGUCACGGUAGUAAUGGUGGCGGUAAUUACGGCAAUGGCGGUGGUAAUUAUGGUCAUGGUGGCGGUAAUUACGGUCACGGUGGUAAUGGUGGUGGUAACUACGGCAAUGGCGGUGGUAGUUACGGCAAUGGUGGUGGUAACUAUGGUCAUGGUGGUGGUAAUUAUGGCAAUGGCGGUGGUAAUUAUGGCCACGGCGGUGGUAAUUAUGGUCAUGGUGGUGGUUACCCCGGAAAUGGAGGUCAUGGUGGUGGUUACCCCGGAAAUGGUGGUCACGGCGGUGGUCACGGUGGACAUGGAGGAGGAUAUGUUGGGGAAGCUACUGAUGUGCAAAGAGAGGACAAGACUCUUAACUGAUCAAUAUCAUCAUCAUUAUGCACUUUCUUACUACUUUCAUAAAAUAAAAUUUCAUCAAUAAGAAGUGUACUGUUGAGUAAGAGAGGUAUAAAUAGGUAGAUAGCAAUCUGUGAUGCCACUAUAUUAAUAUUUCACAAUGUAUUGUCUAAAUAUAAUCCACGUCAUAUUUCAAAUACCAUCUAAGUCAAUACUUUCUUACCACAUAUAUAUAUAUAUAUAAUAUUAAC
Cicer arietinum (chickpea) is the source of this 941-nucleotide messenger RNA. RefSeq names its product glycine-rich protein 2 (gene GRP2). The record is from RefSeq and is marked validated. Lineage: Eukaryota; Viridiplantae; Streptophyta; Magnoliopsida; Fabales; Fabaceae.